This is a messenger RNA of Neltuma alba, 328 nucleotides long. Its product is annotated as monothiol glutaredoxin-S15, mitochondrial-like. NCBI's taxonomy places the organism in Eukaryota, Viridiplantae, Streptophyta, Magnoliopsida, Fabales, Fabaceae. Gene Ontology annotation, cellular component: mitochondrial matrix. The record is from RefSeq and is a predicted model, not a curated record.
CAAGGAUAAUUCUGUGAUGAUUUAUAUGAAGGGGUUGCCUGAUAUGCCUCGUUGUGGGUUUAGCUCACUUGCCGUUCGAGUAUUAAAAGUAUACGAUGUUCCUUUCAGUGCUAGAAAUAUUUUGGAGAAUCCAGAGCUGAAAAAUGCUGUAAAAUCCGUCAGCAACUGGCCAACUUUUCCCCAAAUAUUCAAGGGAGAAUUUAUUGGGGGUUCGGAUAUUGUUCUCAAUAUGCACCAGACUGGUGAACUAAAGGAAAACUCAAAGAUGUUGCAACAAAGCAAGAGUAGUCCUAGUAAGCUGAUUGGUGGAAGGAGCCACCUAGACUAU